This is a messenger RNA of Kwoniella mangroviensis CBS 8507, 894 nucleotides long. RefSeq lists its product as uncharacterized. Lineage: Eukaryota; Fungi; Basidiomycota; Tremellomycetes; Tremellales; Cryptococcaceae. The record is from RefSeq and is a predicted model, not a curated record. The transcript is spliced from 3 exons. The coding region runs from base 1 to 894 and encodes 297 amino acids.
AUGGAGUAUCAAAAUUUCCACCCACAUAUCUUGCCAGUGUAUCCCUUCGGCUUCUUACCGUUCCAUCCCCAGUUCAAUAUACCGGCAUGGAGCGAUGAGAGUCCUGUUCCUCUCGAUCUGCCAAUAUGGUGUAACAUGUUCAAGAUGACUUCCUUUCACUCGUUGCAGGCUAUCGAGGUACCGCCCAGAGAUACGCUCGACUCCCAAGGCAGACCCUUUGGAUGUUAUACUCCCGAUGGAAGGAGGAAGGAAUGGAAGAAAGGGGAAAGGGACGUAGAUACUUCUACAGAGUUGUCAGGUGCAGACAAGCUCAGAGGGCUGAAAGCUGCUGCUAUGAGGAGAAGAGAAGCUAUGAAGAAAAAAAGGGAAUCAUCGAGAGCAACAGAAGAUGAUGGACCUACCGAAGUUAUAAGUACGAACACCACCGACUUAUUUAUCCUCCUCCUCAUCUCCCUUCUACUCAAUACCACGGCGUCAAAGCUCAAAGCACCUCUUCCCCCUGUUUCUUUACCUUCCCAGGGUCCUGGGAUCAUCCAGCUUUGUAAGACCAAGCGCCCACCCAACACAAAAGCUGAAGCUACAUGUGAUUCAUAUCCGGUUCUUCUCGAUCACUUCAUCGACCUUUCUUUGGAAGAAACCGAAGAAUUGGAUUUUAUCCCUUUCCCACCUUCUUCCCCUGCUUUAUCUUCUCAUCUACCAAUCGUCAUAUCAAGCAGUCCUGAUAAUCUCAGCCCCCCAAGACAUGUGGACCAUACUCCCAGUCCCAAGACCAUCAAAAGUGUAACCACUCAACAAAAGUCUCUCGCGCACUUCGUCGGGAACAAGGACAAAAAGAAGAAGAAAAAGAGAUCAGAGAAGAAACUAGAUAGUACACAACAGGGUGCUGCUCGAUGA